This is a messenger RNA of Ochotona princeps (American pika), 1473 nucleotides long. RefSeq names its product MARVEL domain containing 3 (gene MARVELD3). The transcript is spliced from 3 exons. Gene Ontology annotation, cellular component: membrane. The record is from RefSeq and is a predicted model, not a curated record. NCBI's taxonomy places the organism in Eukaryota, Metazoa, Chordata, Mammalia, Lagomorpha, Ochotonidae. Bases 106 to 1224 code for a protein of 372 amino acids.
UGCGCUGCCCGCCGCCCCGCCUCCCGGGCUUGGCCACCUGCCGGGGAAACUUGGGUUUGGCUGUCGCCCUCGGGUCGCUCCCGCGUCUGGACACGGAACCGGGCCAUGGAAAGCAGGUCGGGGACUCGCGUGUCCCGGGCCCUACCGCGAGAGCGGGACCCGGACCGGCGCCCCCGCUCGGACCGAGACCGGCCACACGAGCGACCGCGGGACAGACCCGAGGACCGGCGCCGCGAGCGAAACGGGGAAGUGCGGAGGGACGGGGACCGGCGAGGGGGCCGAGAGUCCCGUCCGGACAGACACAGGGACGCGGGCCAUCGCGCUGGAGGACACAGGGAGUGGGACAAGCCUCGCCAGAGCCGGGAGCGCGACGGAACCCGGGGCCCAUCCUGGGACGCAGCCCCGCCCCCCUGGCCCGCGCCCUGGGAAACCCCGGAGCCGCCUCCCCACAGGAAGGAGGGCUUGGGGCGCCGCGCCCCGGAAAGUGAAUUCACGUCUGGGAGAUAUGUGCCCUCGAACCCCAGGCCUGGGCUGGAGGAGGUGGAAUUUGCCCAGUCAGAGGCCGAAGGACUCCUGGACUGCCACAAAUGCAGAUACCUGUGCACGGGCAGAGCCUGCUGCCAGAUGCUGGAAGCUCUGCUGAACUUGCUGAUCCUGGCCUGCAGCUCUGUGUCUUACACGUCCACUGGGGGCUACACGGGCAUCACCAGCCUGGGGGGCAUUUACUACUACCAGUAUGGAGGGGCUUACAGUGGUUUCAGCGGCGCAGACGGCGAGAAAGCCCAGCAACUGGACAUCCAGUUCUACCAGCUCAAGCUGCCCACAGCCACCACAGCCAUGGCCUAUGGUGGAGCCCUCCUGGGCUUCUCCUGCCUCCUGCUCGUUGCGGGCGUGUUGCGGGUGCCGUGGCACUGCCCACCGUGGCUGCUGGUGGAAGGCUUGCUGGACGCGCUCAUCGCUGGGGCCUACAUCCCAGCCUUGUACUUCUACUUCCAGCACCUCUCGGCCGCCUAUGGCUCUGCCGUGUGUCGAGAGAGGGAAGCGCUGUACCAAAGCAAAGGGUACAGCGGCUUCGGCUGUGCCUUCCAUGGAGGUGACAUAGGGGCCGGGGUCUUUGCAGCCCUGGGCAUCCCUGUCUUUGCCCUGGGGGCUGUCCUGGCCAUUAGAGGAUUCCAGAAAGUCAGGAGACUGAAGGAGAAGCCGACGGAAAUGCUUGACCUUUAGGGUUUUCCCAGCAUUCUGCCAAACAUGAAGUGAUCGAAGUGACCCCAAACUCAAGUCCUUGGCAAGAACACUUAGCUGGGGCGCUUGCCGGUGCUUGCAAAGCCAAAGGCUAACUUGAACACCAGCCGUGAAGCUCCUAGUUGCAAGGAGGGGCAUUCUCUGAACCAACCCUGGUUUUUGGAAUCUUCCAUUAGUGAAGCAUGAUUGAUAUUGUGAACAGAUAGAGCCCGGGACCCACGGGGGAAAGGC